AGCACGCACAACAUAUUUACAAACCAAAUGUCUGGCGGAGGUGAAGAAUUUCAGGUUGUCACCCGUAAGAAAUGGAUGGCACGUAAAUGCCUUAGUCGACGCAAUCGCCAUAAGUCUGAAAGCGAUUACUUAAAUGAUUGCCCCGAUGUGAAUGUGGAUAUCUUUCAAGCACGCCUGGAGCGACUUUGUGGAGAAAUGAGUCAGAGUGACUAUUUCAUCGUGACCAUGGAAACUUUGCAACAGCAAUUGGAAGCGCUCAAAAGGCCAUUAGAACGAAUUGUUUGCCUCGGCUUGGGACCCUUUACUCGAACCUACCAGGCGCUGCAUCAAGCGGCGUUUAUAAUAAGCACACAGCAAUUUCAUAAAAUUAAAGAAACACUCUACUAUGAUCCUGUAUUCCGAGAAACUGAAAAGGAGCUAAUCAAACGUUUAAAUGGCACCAUCAUCAACGAGGAUAGGGCAGGCAGGCAUGUAGCCCAAGUGCCAACUCUAUAUUAUCUGCCACAUUGUCCGUACGCCUUAAUGCACAACCUGCUGUUGUGCAACUGGAGCAACGAGACCUUGCCAAACGUCUUUUUAAUCUCGAACAGCUUUGAAAUGUUAACGCUCAACAGAACUCUAGCUAGAAGUAAUCCCAACGAUCAUAUUGCCCGCAUAAUAAGCUAUUGCACGGAGUCUCCCUUAGAGGAUGAUUACGAGCAGCAGAAUGUAUUUAAUGAUCUGUCAUUACACUGUUUUCCCAGAGAGAAACUACCAGGAACAGAUAAUACAAUAUUCUGGACACGUUGCGCGCCCUUAAAGGUGAAUGAAGACGAGCUGCGAACUGACCAAAAUAUUGAAGACGAAUUUACCGCGUUAAGCAUAAGAUCAUAGAUGACUUUAUAGAGU
This is a messenger RNA of Drosophila arizonae, 888 nucleotides long. RefSeq names its product SRR1-like protein. The record is from RefSeq and is a predicted model, not a curated record. NCBI's taxonomy places the organism in Eukaryota, Metazoa, Arthropoda, Insecta, Diptera, Drosophilidae. Gene Ontology annotation, cellular component: cytoplasm; nucleus.